Molecule: messenger RNA, 1083 nt
Organism: Sphenostylis stenocarpa
Lineage: Eukaryota; Viridiplantae; Streptophyta; Magnoliopsida; Fabales; Fabaceae
Source: the annotation of a GenBank genome assembly
AUGGAGUUGAUUUCAGGUCUGCCAGAGGACGUUGCCCGAGACUGUUUAAUUAGGGUACCGUACGAGAAAUUCGCAGCGGUUGCAUCUGUCUGCAAAGGCUGGAACUUGGAGAUUCACUCGCCGGAGUUUCACCGGCGGAGGAGAACAACGAAACACGCACAGAAAAUCCUCGUCACGGUUCAAUCACAGAUAGACUCGGAAAAAACCCGAACCGGCAUGCUCGCGAAGUCCUCAGCGAAUCCGGUUUACCGGUUGAGCGUGUUCGAGCCGGAGACGGGUAUGUGGAGCGAGUUGCCCUUAGGACCCGAACUCGCUUCCGGGUUGCCCAUGUUCUGUCAGAUAGCGGGUGUCGGGUGCGAGCUUGUGGUAAUGGGCGGGUGGGACCCAGAUUCGUGGAAAGCUUCGAAUUCGGUUUUUAUCUACAAUUUCCUGUCGGCCAAGUGGCGGCGUGGGGCCGACAUGCCGGGUGGGCCCCGCACGUUCUUCGCGUGCGCGGCGGAUCAAGAUCGCACGGUGUACGUCGCGGGCGGGCACGACGAGGAGAAGAACGCGCUGAGGUCAGCGCUUGCGUAUGACGUGGCGAACGACGUGUGGGUCGCGCUCCCGGACAUGUCCCGCGAGCGCGACGAGUGCAAGGCUGUGUUCCGCCGCGGCGCGCUCUGGGUGGUCGGAGGCUACUGCACGGAGAUGCAGGGGCGGUUCGAGGGGAGCGCGGAGGUGUUCGACGUAGCGUCGUGGAGGUGGGGCCCGGUGGCGGAGGAGUUCUUGGAUGCAGCCGCGUGUCCUCGCACCUGCGUGGACGGUGGGGAUGGUGCGGAAGGGGAAAUGUACAUGUGCCGCGGCGGCGACGUGGUGGUGUUGCGAGGGGACACGUGGCGAAAGGUGGCAAAGGUGCCGGGUGAGAUCCGGAACGUUGCGUGCGUGGGAGUGUGGGAAGGGGCUUUGUUUGUUAUUGGGUCGAGUGGGUUCGGGGAACCGCAUAUGGGCUUUGUGUUGGAUCUGAAAACUGGGGCUUGGGCCCGAGUGAAGAGUCCAGAGGAGUACACCGGGCACGUGCAAUGUAGUUGCCUUUUGGAAAUCUAG